Messenger RNA from Bombyx mandarina (wild silkworm), 1314 nucleotides. RefSeq lists its product as uncharacterized. Lineage: Eukaryota; Metazoa; Arthropoda; Insecta; Lepidoptera; Bombycidae. The record is from RefSeq and is a predicted model, not a curated record.
GUGCAAUUUAGUUUUUAUUGUUCACGUGAUUGUAUUUGUGCUAACUCCACAAGGUUCUCUCUGUCUUCGUAACGUCCACGUGGCGGUUCCUGAGGCGGUCGAACGAGGAUCGAAGGUCGAGAUGAAGUGCCUUUACGACCUGGAAAACGAAGUGUUGUACUCCGUCAAGUGGUAUCGUGGGGACAGAGAGUUUUGCCGCUACUCCCCCAGAGAUGUUCCUCCGCUAAAGAUAUUUCGUAUUCCGGGCAUCGAAGUUGACAGGGAAGGAACGGAUGCUGAACGUCUGACAAUAGAAGCAGCGACGCAAACAGCCAGCGGACGGUACACGUGCGAGGUAUCGGCAGACGCACCUUCAUUCCAAACUGCACAAGUGCAUACUCACAUGUACGUUGUUGUUCUGCCUGUGGAAGGACCGGGACUACACGGCCUGAAGCGACGUUACCGACCGGGAAACACGCUCAAAGUGGAAUGUGUCAGCUAUAACUCGUUGCCGGCAGCGAAUCUGUCGUUCUUCAUAAACAGCGAACCGGCACUAAGUCAGCAUGUAAUGCAUCGAGUGGACGGCGACACGGAAGGCGGUACUAUGUCUGCGUACAGCACUAUGCAGUUCACGGUACAAAAACAUCACUUCAUCCGAGGGAAGAUUAAGAUUCGAUGCACAGCCAACAUAUACUCUAUCUACCUGAAGAGCCUCGAAAAAAGUGCCGAAGAAGAACGGAUACGCACUACCCCAGCACCACUGCCAGAGGUUCACGAGGCCGUGGUGUAUUCCAUACAUCGCCUGCCUGAGAACAGUGUAAACGGCACACAAUCCAGAGUGUCACCAGCGCGACUGUACGUGAUUGUACUCGUAACGCUUUUACUUCCGACCGUACUAAGAUAAUUAUGUUUGUUAUUUCGUUAGUUGGUUAUAAAAUAUACAGGGUGUAAUUGAAACCAUUCGAGAAAGUUUCAGAGCAAAUCUUAGAAAUUGCUGUAAUUGAUGGCCUAAUAAAAUUAUGUAGCCACAUGAAUAUGAACACAAUUAUAGUAUGGGUUAUACGGCAGAGAAUUUAUGCGCUGAAAUGGCUGUUAGUAGGAUAGAUUGCAAUUUAAAAAGUUAGUUGUUGGUUAAAGGAACCUAGUGGAACUUUUUCGGGUGAUCAUGAUGAAUGACUGACGUAGAUAUGGCUACAAGGAUUAGAUUUUCAAUAAGAUGAGCGGCCAGCUUUAUCUUAAGCUCCCGUCGUUACUUAUUUACAAGAAUUUGACGUCACUGCUCGGUUGCUCUUACAUCGUAAUCAGACUGACGGUUGCGUUCUAGUGAAUCUUUUU